This is a messenger RNA of Colletotrichum graminicola M1.001, 669 nucleotides long. RefSeq lists its product as uncharacterized. The record is from RefSeq and is a predicted model, not a curated record. Lineage: Eukaryota; Fungi; Ascomycota; Sordariomycetes; Glomerellales; Glomerellaceae. The transcript has 2 exons. Gene Ontology annotation, molecular function: transcription coactivator activity. Gene Ontology annotation, biological process: transcription by RNA polymerase II. Bases 1 to 669 code for a protein of 222 amino acids. Gene Ontology annotation, cellular component: nucleus.
AUGGCCGGCAAGAAGGGAGCAGAUAACAGCAAGAAGGCCGCUGGCAACGCCCGCAAGGCCGAAUCAGCUGCCCAAAAGGCCGCCGCCGAGGACGCGAAAAAGGCCGCAGCCGAGGAUGCUGAAUGGUCAAAGGGCGCCAAGGGCAACGCGAAGAAGGAGGCGGAAGCCGCCAAAAAGGCAGAAGCAGCUCGCAAGAAGGCCGAGAAGGACGCUCUCCUGAAAGAGGAGGAGGCCAACACGCCGGGCCGGCCGGGUCCGAAGAACGCCAAGACAGCCGUCAAGAAGACACGCGGACUGGACCUGUCGCAACUCGACGAUGAUCGCAGCGGCGGCUCGCUCGGAGCCCUCAACGCCACGGGUAUUGACAACGCGCUCGAUGCCCUCUCCCUGACGACUUCCGACGCCGCCAAGGUCGACAGACACCCCGAGCGACGAUUCAAGGCGGCGUACGCGGCCUUUGAGGAGCGUCGCCUCAAGGAGAUGGACAACGACGGCACCGGCCAGGGCCUGCGUCUGCAACAGAGGAAGGACAAGAUCAGGAAGGAGUUUGAGAAGAGCCCGGAGAACCCUUUCAACCAAGUGACCGCAAAGUUCGAUGCCACCAAGGAGGAGCUGGCCGAAAUCAAACAGAAGGAGAAGAGCAAGAUCGAGGCCAGACUUGGGAAAUAG